Messenger RNA from Schistosoma guineensis, 1813 nucleotides. The record is from the annotation of a GenBank genome assembly. NCBI's taxonomy places the organism in Eukaryota, Metazoa, Platyhelminthes, Trematoda, Strigeidida, Schistosomatidae.
UUCGAAUACUGGUGUCACUUAAACUUCAGUGUUGGGUCUCUAUUUAUGAAAUGUUUCUAACUUUGUGAUGUCAAUUAACUAAAUUAUCCAAAUUUUAAAAGUGCUUGCUAACGAAGUGACGUACUUCUUUUCUAAUUUGUUUUGGUCAAUAACCAAGCUGUCGCUAACCACUCUCUCAAGAGCGCGAUGACUGAAAUUUUUCACUAUCCAGAAGAAAAGGUUUUCAAGGCAUUUGUAUGGUCGAAGACAUUUGUUUUCCAUGUAAUCACCGUGGUCUUUCUCUUCCUUGCACCAAUUAUAAUCCUUUGUAACCUGAAAUGUGAGAAGUUUGAUAAAUAUUUCCGAACCUUGUUGUGUAGAUAUUUGGAUAGAUUUCAAAUAUAUUCCUGUCAAUAUGGGUCCAUGUUUCCCUGAAAUAAGUCAGUCAUUUGUUUGGAUUUAUACUGCUGAUGAUCAAAAUCAAAUCAACUCUAAUUUCUGGUCUGGAAUGGAUGUAACUUGGAACACUUUUGGAAAUGAAUUUAUUAGUAUUGAAGACCACUUCCUAUCUGGAUCAAUAAACUACUUCAGCUAUGAAGAUCCUGUUCCAUGGCCAUCAAAAGAUGUCGGGAAACUAGACUAUAAGGCAACUGAGAUUUCGAUCGAUAUAUUUAAUGUUACCAGUCUCAAAAUAAUCGGCAAGCGUCUUUUUAUCCCGAUAACUUGUGGUUUACGACAAAACAAUAAUGACUUCUCACUGAACGUGACUGGAUUAAUAUGGAGUGAAUUCAUUUCCCAAACGUCAAUGACUGAUUUGUUUAUUCAAAGUGAAUUAACUAUAAAGCAAACACAAUCGAUUAAAUUGCACGGAAUGGAUCCAAUAGAAAAGAAGUACUACAUGAGACCUGUAAUGAAUAUGAAUACUGUACGUUAUAAUUCAAUAAUUUCAAACAUAAACAAUGCAAUGUAUGAUAUGAUAGAUAGAAAUUUGACCCUUCAUCUCGGAAAAACACAAUAUUAUAUGUCAACUAGCGAAACAGACGCCCAACCAUCAGAAUCAUUUCAUAUUACAUUGGUAAUAAAUCUUCCAGAGCAAGAACUAUUAUUUGAAACACCAUUUGUUCAUAGAUUAAAAUGGGCAUAUAUCUUUUACAUUGGUAUAUGGAUUAUAUUUUAUUGGCCAAUUCAAUGGUUACAACGUUGGGUAUUUGAAAAACGUCGAUUGAUGAUCUGUGAUAAUUUCGUUGAAUUUAAACAACCGUCAGAGAAUGUCUACUUAAGUCAAUUGAAGAAUCAAUGGUGAUGAUGAAUCGACAACUUUCUAUGAUACAAGUUCCCAAUUUGAAUAGAAGUGCACACUAUGUUCUAUCCAUCUCAAACUCAUUGAAAUACAUUAAUCAUAUAAAAUAGAAUAUACAAUAUCUGAAGAAUAUGGCCACAUUGCUCUUAGUAUGUGUACAUAAAUGUAUAUUUAUCUAUAGCAUCUUUAUAAAGAAAAAUAUUUGACGAAUUGACUUUGUUUUAUAUAUUCACGGUAACCUGUCACUCAAGUGCAAAUUGGAAACUGACACAUAUGUGCACCAAUUCAAGUUGUCAUAUCACACCGGUACAUCAGUACAACAAUACAUACUCACUUAUUACUUGGUGAAAUAAUGUAUGACUUCAAUGGAGUUUUCUUCUCUGGGCUGGACGGUUUGGUCGUGGAGCUCUCAUCGUUCUUCUAAACGACAUCAUCAGCACAAACUUCAGAUAGAAGGGAAGUGUCCGAAUUUCUCCAUAUGCGUUUCACAGCUUGUUCUGUACACCUCGACGUUGACUGUUUCGAACACUUCAC